UUUGUGUUGCUGCUGAUGGCGACGUACUGGGUGACGGAGGUGAUUCCUCUGUCCAUGACCGCCAUGCUCCCCGCCAUCCUCUUCCCCAUGUUUGGCAUCAUGAAGUCCUCGGGCGUGGCGAAGGAGUACUUUAAAGACUUCCACUUCUUACUGGUGGGCGUCAUCUGCCUUGCCACGUCCAUCGAGAAGUGGGGUCUUCACCGCAGAAUCGCCCUGAGGCUAGUCACCAUGGUGGGAGUCAACCCUGCGUGGUUGAUGUUGGGCUUCAUGUCCGGCUGUGCCUUCCUCUCCAUGUGGGUCCAAAACACCUCGGCCGUUAUGAUGGUGAUGCCCAUCGUGGAGGCUGUCCUCCAGCAGAUCCUGAAAGCCGAGGAGGGGGGAUCUGCCGGCGAAGACAACCCCAACCUACAGCUGGACGAAAUUGACGGCCGUAUUGAAGACAUGAAAGAAACUGUGAGUGACAGGAAGCGUCCAGACAGUCCUGAAGAAUCCUUCACUUGUGUUCAGAUACAGACAGUGUCAGAGCCUCCUGCAGCUCAGGUACAAACACCCACAGCAUAGGCUGCAGUGAGCCCGCCUGCGGCUCCCAGCAGGAGUAAACGGGACCUCAUGAUGUGUAAAGCCAUGUGCAUCGGCAUCGCCUACUCCUCCAACAUCGGAGGCAUCACCACGCUGCCGGGAACCUCGCCCAACCUCAUCUUCUCCGAGUACCUCAACCAGAUUUACCCACAAUGCAACUGCAUUAACUUCGGGAACUGGCUCUUGCUGUGCCUGCCCAUCAGUGUUAUCAUGCUGCUGCUGACAUGGAUGUGGCUGUACUGGCUCUUCAUUGGUUCAGACUUCAGGUUCCUAUGGCGAUGUGAAGGAGAGCAGUCUGAGAGAGAGAAGGCAGCAAGAAAAGUGAUAGAAGACGAGUACAAGUCACUGGGACCCAUGAGUUCUCAGGAGACCUUCACUGCAGUGGUUUUCCUGGUGAUGGUGUUGUUGUGGUUGACCAGAUCUCCAGGGUUCAUGCCGGGCUGGGCUUCUCUCUUCCCUCAUCACUUGGGCUUCAUCACUGAUGCCACCGUGGCUCUGCUGCUGGGUCUCCUCUUUUUCAUCGUACCUGCCUACGGACCCUCCAGAAAAUAUGAGGCCAUGAUCUCCUGGAGGGAGUUCCAGGCCUCGAUGCCGUGGAAAGUUGCCCUGCUAGUCGGUGGAGGCUUCGCACUCGCUGAGGGCACAAAGGAAUCAGGCUUGUCUUUGUGGGUGGCCCAGCUGCUGACACCUCUGGGUGAUCUGCCUGUCUUGGCCACGAUCACUGUUGCCUGCAUCAUCGUCACCACGGUAACAGAGGUAGCCAGCAACGUCGCCACCAUCACCAUCUUCCUCCCCAUCCUCUCUCCUCUGGCUGAGGCCAUCCACAUGAACCCGCUGUACGUCCUGAUCCCCACCACCCUGUGCACGUCCUUCUCUUUCCUGCUGCCAGUGUCCAACCCGCCCAACGCCAUUGUGUUCGCCUACGGACACAUCAGCAUCAUGGACAUGGUGAAGGCGGGGCUUGGUGUUAACGUGAUUGGUGUCCUUGCCGUUCUGUUUGCCGUGGCGACGUGGGGAGUUCCACUAUUCUCUCUGGAUACGUAUCCUGACUGGGCGCCGGUCCUCCCCGGUUUUAACUCCACAACACCCUGACAAUGGGU
This is a messenger RNA of Seriola aureovittata, 1679 nucleotides long. It is a transcript of the gene slc13a1, whose product is annotated as solute carrier family 13 member 1. Gene Ontology annotation, biological process: monoatomic anion transmembrane transport. NCBI's taxonomy places the organism in Eukaryota, Metazoa, Chordata, Actinopteri, Carangiformes, Carangidae. The transcript has 14 exons. The record is from RefSeq and is a predicted model, not a curated record. Gene Ontology annotation, cellular component: membrane. Gene Ontology annotation, molecular function: sodium:sulfate symporter activity.